AUGGAUUCCCAAACAGCUCUCGACCUGUUGGAUUACCUGCGCACAUGCUAUCCCAUCUUCCUCCUGCUCCUCUUCGUCGUGGCCUUCGUGGCCAACACAAUGGUCACGGCGAGCAGGUCAGGCACCACGGACUCGCCUCGCAUAGGUCCCGGUGGACGCCCACUGCCUAAGCGCUCUCGCAGUGAAGCUGCUUUUCGUAAGCCCCAGGGCUUCUCCCACAAUGUCAAGCGGUUCUUCAACUGGCUUUCGGUGGGCGUGCUUGUGACGUACCUGGCAGAUGCGACGAUCUACAUCCUCCAUGUGAUGGUGGCUAGGUCCGAGCAUUGGUGGCGAGGACAGUCAGUCGUGAUCUACAUUGUCGGCUCUUUUUUCGAUUAUGCGGUCUUACUCAUGACCUUGCUCGAUACCACCCCAUCCCCGACUAUUGCUCAAUUGGUGUGCUGGGCGGCUGCCAUUCCCUUUGAACUGGUUAUUCUUAGCAUCUCGUUGUCACUCUAUACCUCGCCUCAUCAUGAGCCAAUUGUGGGAGACCCUGCCGGUGGUAAGCUCCGCCGGAGCAUGACGCCCUGGGAAUCCAUGGAGGUCGUCUCGGGCAGCAUUCGCAUUCUCAUCCUGCUGGCCCUGGUGCUCCUCUAUACCAGCCAAGUCAUCUCGUUCAAGAGCCACGAAAAGAAGCGUAACCACCGGGUCAACGGAGAAGCCACCGAGUCGACCGGCCUUUUAUCUGAUGCCGCCGGAGCUGAGAACGGGAAUGGGCAUGCCAAUGGCCACGCCUACGGGGCGACGAAUGGAGCUGCGCAGACGGAGUCCGCUAAACCCCAAGACCCGUGGGUCCGCCCAACUACCAUGCCCUCUACCAGUUGGUGGGAGUAUCUCAGUGGCUACUCACUCUUCUUCCCUUACCUGUGGCCCUCGAAAUCCCGCCGCCUGCAGAUCAUUGUGGUGUUUUGCUUUAUCCUACUUGUUCUCCAGCGCAUCGUGAACGUCCUGGUGCCCAUCCAGGUUGGCAAUAUCACCACCAUCCUGGCGGAAGACGAAGGGCAGGCAUUCCGUGUGCCGUGGGUAGAAAUCCUGGUUUAUGUCAUUCUCCGCUGGCUGCAGGGCGGGCAGGGUCUUCUGAGCUCCCUGCGUUCCAGCCUUUGGAUUCCCGUGGGCCAGUAUUCUUAUAUGGAGCUGUCAACUGCUGCCUUUGAGCACGUGCAUGGCCUCAGCUUGGAUUUUCACCUUGGAAAGAAGACGGGCGAGGUCUUGUCCGCGCUGAGCAAAGGUAGCUCGAUCAAUACGUUCCUCGAGCAGGUUACCUUCCAGGUGGUCCCCAUGCUCAUCGAUCUAAUCAUCGCGUUUGGGUACUUCCUCAUCGCAUUUGACGCUUACUACGCGCUGGUGGUUGGCAUUUCAACAUUUGGGUAUCUCUAUGUCACCAUCCGUAUGGCUCAAUGGCGUGCCGAAAUUCGACGACAAAUGGUCAAUGCCUCGAGACAGGAGGAUGCUGUUAAAAACGAUUCGAUGGUGUCGUAUGAAACUGUCAAGUACUUUAACGCCGAGCAGUACGAGUUUGACCGGUACCGUGGAGCGGUUGGCGACUACCAAAAGGCCGAAUACCACGUCCUUUUCUCUCUCACCCUCCUCAACACAUGUCAGAACACUGUUUUCAUGAUCGGUCUUCUAACCACAUGCUUUAUUGCCGCAUAUCAAGUUUCGAUCGGACAGCGCCCGGUGGGCAAGUUCGUAUCGCUGUUGACGUACAUGGCUCAGCUGCAGGGCCCUUUGAACUUCUUUGGUACCUUCUACCGCUCCAUCCAAUCAGCUUUGAUUAAUGCCGAGCGUAUGCUGGAGCUGUUCAGAGAACAGCCGACUGUGGUUGAUAGCCCCAAGGCUACCCCCUUGGCAAUGUGCAAAGGAGAUAUCCGAUUCCAGAAUGUGGAAUUCUCAUAUGAUGUUCGGAAACCCGCCCUGAAUGGGCUCACGUUCCGCUGUGAGCCAGGCACCACCACUGCAUUGGUUGGUGAGUCAGGUGGAGGCAAGUCGACUGUUUUCCGAUUACUGUUCCGAUUCUAUAACGCCGAAAAGGGGUCGCUUCGUGUUGACGGUCACGACGUGCAAGAUAUCACUAUCGACUCUCUUCGCAAGCACAUUGGCGUGGUACCACAGGAUACUGUGCUCUUCAAUGAAACACUGAUGUAUAAUCUCAAGUACGCCAACCAGAGCGCUACCGAUGAAGACGUCUACGAGGCCUGCCGAGCCGCCAGCAUCCAUGACAAGAUCCUGGGUUUCCCCGACGGCUACAAUACCAAGGUCGGUGAGCGCGGCCUUCGACUCAGUGGUGGCGAGAAGCAGCGUGUGGCUAUUGCCCGCACGAUUCUCAAGAAUCCUCGAAUCAUUCUUUUGGACGAAGCCACUGCUGCUCUCGACACCGACACAGAGGAACACAUUCAGCGUGCCCUCUCCACACUCUCUCAUGGACGUACCAUGCUCGUCAUUGCGCAUCGCCUCAGCACCAUCACCACGGCCGACCGCAUUCUAGUCCUUUCAGACGGCCAAGUCGCCGAGAGUGGCACCCACGAGGAGCUUCUCGCCAUGAAGGGCCGCUAUGCGAGUAUGUGGCGGAAGCAGAUCCGCGCUCAGAAGGCAGCUGCCGAAGCCCAGGUUCUCCAAGAUCGGGCCGAGCGUAUUCGCAAUGCCACCAACAGCGACGACAGCUCCAGUCAAUCUGACGAGGACCGCAACCGCAUUCGGCGUCCCGCUCAUUAA
Molecule: messenger RNA, 2751 nt
Organism: Penicillium macrosclerotiorum
Lineage: Eukaryota; Fungi; Ascomycota; Eurotiomycetes; Eurotiales; Aspergillaceae
Gene: hmt1
Product: putative vacuolar ABC heavy metal transporter (Hmt1)
Exons: 3
Coding region: 1-2751 (916 amino acids)
Biological process (GO): transmembrane transport
Cellular component (GO): membrane
Molecular function (GO): ATP binding; ABC-type transporter activity; ATP hydrolysis activity
Source: RefSeq, a predicted model, not a curated record